CAUGGUGUUUGUGAUGGCUCUUCCUGUGACCAUCUUCUAUGAGCGUAACGGCUGGCCUAUUAUGGGUGUCGGAGCCUGCAAGUGUGCAAGGGGAGCAUACAGCAUCAAACUGCACUGCAGUGCACUGCUGCUGGCCUGCUUCAGUGGAGACCAACAUGCGGCCAUCGUAAAGGCCAAGGGCAGCAGCUCCAUGGAGAGCUUCAUGCCCUUGGACGGGGACAGGGACAAAGACAAGGCACAGCCCAUUGAUACCUCCAUACUACAGGGCAGGGCCGGCAGCUCCAUGCCACAGGGCAGGGACAUUUCCAUGGCACAGCUCAGGGAGAGAUCCUGGGCGUACCGCCUGCUUGUCUCCCUCGCCAUCUGGGCACUGGCUGUCGUCCUGUCCGUGCCGACAUUCAUUUACACCACACUUCACCAGAGCUCUGUGGACCGGAGCUACUACUCUGUGGACCACGACUUGAACCAGAGCUAUGUGGAUGAUGACUUGAACCAGAGCUAUGUGGAUGAUGACUUGGACCAGAGCAUUGCAGAGCAUGAUGACUUGACAGUGUCAGCUGAGUGUGCGUUCAACUUAAUCGUCGGAGAUUUCACCAGCAUGGUGAUCCUGGUCCCCGUGCAGAUCUCCUUGGGGUUCUUCCUGCCGCUGCUGGUCGCCGGUUUCUCCUGUGUGCGUGUCACGGUCACAUUGCUCCGCACCAAGACCUUCUGCCAGCACGAGGCCACAUGCAUGGUGCUAACUGUGGUCUUCGCCAUGUGUCACCUGCCCUACAACGCAGUGCUGCUCUACCACGUAACCAACUGGAAGAUGCAGAUGUCCUGCAAGGUGGUGGUGACGUUGUUAACGGUGACGGAGGUGACGCGCAGUGUGGCCUACGUACACGGCUGCCUCUACCCCUUCCUCUACGCACUCACCAUAUGGGUGUUCAGACGCCGUGUACAGCGGAGAGCAAACACCGACUGGAGAUCCACUUGAAGACAGGCGUUUGACUACGUCAUCCCAGCACAGACCCAGUCACUAGAGCCAGAGGUGCCAGAUGAAAACCCAUCAUCUUCUACUACUACGUGUUAGGCAGAUGAGAACAUAUUUCACUGUUAGGUAUUACUGUACACCAUCUUCCAUUGUUAGUGCUACUCUAUGUUAGGCUUGGGGGCAACCACCAUUUUGACAUUGGCCACUCCGACAUAGGCUUCCGCCAUUUUGACAUACUGCCACUCCGAUAUCCCACCAUUCUGACACUUUGAUAACACCAUUUCGACAGUUUUUUUUA
Molecule: messenger RNA, 1271 nt
Organism: Engraulis encrasicolus (European anchovy)
Lineage: Eukaryota; Metazoa; Chordata; Actinopteri; Clupeiformes; Engraulidae
Product: C-C chemokine receptor type 6-like
Exons: 1
Coding region: 2-976 (324 amino acids)
Biological process (GO): G protein-coupled receptor signaling pathway; cell chemotaxis; positive regulation of cytosolic calcium ion concentration
Cellular component (GO): membrane; external side of plasma membrane
Molecular function (GO): C-C chemokine receptor activity; C-C chemokine binding
Source: RefSeq, a predicted model, not a curated record